GAAAAAAUUGUUCCAGGUUGGUUUAUGUUUCAUUUGUUUAAAUUUUGAGGAGUUGCUGAGAUAUCAUUAUUUUGAUUUUGGAGGGAAACAUAACUAUUUAUUUGUGAUCAUUUUCAUUUAAUAUUGAGAUUGUCAUUAUUUAUUUCUGGACGGAAAAGUGUCUUUGUUUAAUCAUCAUUAUCAUUUAAUUUAGGGUUAAUGACAUGUAAAUUACUAAACUAUAGCCAAAUUCUGGUCUGUGUACCGAAUUUCAAAGUGUAUUAAGGAAAUUUCUAAACUAUUAAUUUGAUCUGAUUUGGGAUCUCCGGAAAAGUUUCGGCGAAUUAUUGAUGACAUGGACCUCCAGAAAAUCCUACGUAUUAAGGCCGGACCUAAUUCUAAACGCAGUCGUUUAGUCUUCAGAAAACUUCGUCGUUUUCACAGAAAUUGCACUUAACCUUCUUCAAUAAAUUCGUAUACCCAUAACCCUAAUUCACACUUGCGUAGCUUUAUUUGCACAUCAUUCGAAUCCGUCUCCAUGGGCAAGUCGUCGAACUGGAACAGUGAAACUGGAGAGUCAUUCUCCAGCUCGGGGUCGUCGGACCUAGGGUAUAACCCACCCAACAACGCGCAUUUGUGUAAUUGGGCUCCUCGUCCAAAGCUCUGCAAACAUGGCUUUGCGUCCUUGCGGACUUCGCACACUUCCGUAAACCCUUUUCGCCGCUUCUACUGCUGCAGCCUUCGAGGGUCCAGAGAAGCAUGUGGGCUUUGGGAAUGGUUUGAUCCGGAGUUGAAUGACUACUACAAAGAGCAGAUUUUAAAACUCAGGCUUCAAUCGAUUAGUGCUGAAGAGGAGCGUGAUCAAGCCACAAUGAAUGCUGCUUUGAGCCGUGAAAGGAUGGAUACCAGAGAGCGUGAAAGCCAUUCAGUGGUUGUGGAGCUGGAUUUACUGAAGGCGAAGAACGACGUACUUGAAGGCACAGUGUGCAAAGAUUCGGAUGACGAAAUGGUUUAUUUGUGUGGUGGCUGUCUUGUUUGCUAUGCUGUGGCUCUUGAAGUAAUGUAGGGAUUUGCUUAGGUUUUAGAUAGGUUGAAGAGGACUUAGGUAAUCUUCCUUUCGUAUUAGAUAGACCUAUCUACAGUUGUAGGUAAACUUUGUUAUCAAUCAAGACUUGUGAAGUCUUGCUUUUGGCUGGUUAAUGUAAUUCUAAUACUUCAUCUUUAGUAAUGUUAAAAGUUUGAGUA
Molecule: messenger RNA, 1224 nt
Organism: Salvia miltiorrhiza (redroot sage)
Lineage: Eukaryota; Viridiplantae; Streptophyta; Magnoliopsida; Lamiales; Lamiaceae
Exons: 2
Coding region: 518-1045 (175 amino acids)
Source: RefSeq, a predicted model, not a curated record